AUGCUAGCAAACCCUAGCACCAGUACUCUCCAUUACAGGCCGAGCUCCACGCACAACCCUCCAUUUAUACACACUAAUCAUCGCUGCAAACUCUCUCUCUCUCCAAAUUGCCCUCGCUUCGCCAAUUUUGCAAAAUCCAAGUUUUCUUCACUUUCUCUGCUUCUAUCAAAUAGAAAACUUGAAAGGUUGUUUACUGUAGUUAAAGCUUUCGAGGAAACUUCUGUUGUAAAUGAUGGCCCUCAGUCUUUGCCUCAGCCUGUUUCUGUCAAAAUCCCAGUCGGUGACAGACAUAUAUUGGUUGAGACAGGUCAUAUUGGGAGACAAGCAAGUGGUUUUGUCACCGUGACAGAUGGAGAAACUAUUAUCUAUACAUCUGUUUGUUUGGAUGAUGUCCCUAGUGAGCCUUCUGAUUUCUAUCCUCUAUCUGUAAAUUAUCAAGAGCGAUUUUCUGCAGCAGGUCGAACUAGUGGAGGAUUUUUCAAACGAGAAGGGAAGUUGAAAGAUCACGAGGUUCUUACUUGUAGAUUGAUAGAUAGGCCUUUGCGCCCAACUAUGCUUAAGGGCUUUUACCAUGAAACUCAAAUACUAUCCUGGGUUUUGAGCUAUGAUGGUUUGCAUUCUCCUGAUUCUUUGGCAGUGACAGCAGCUGGAAUAGCAGUAGCUCUUUCAGAAGUGCCAAAUACAGAAGUAAUUGCAGGAGUUAGAGUUGGCCUCAUUGACAGCAAGUUUAUUGUGAAUCCAACAACCAAGGAGAUGGAAGAGUCACAAUUAGAUUUAUUGCUGGCUGGUACAGACAGUGCAAUAUUUAUGAUAGAGGGUUAUUGCAAUUUUCUUCCGGAAGAAAAGUUGCUUGAAGCAGUACAAAUUGGACAGGAUGCAGUGCGGGCAAUUUGCAAUGAGGUUAAUGCUCUGGUGAAGAAGUGUGGGAAACCUAAAAUGCUUGAUGCAAUCAAAUUACCUCCUCCUGAGCUAUAUAAGCAUGUGGAGGAAAUCUCUGGUGAUGAGUUAGUAAAAGUUUUGCAAAUUAGAAGCAAGGUACCAAGAAGAAAAGCCCUUGCAUUACUGGAAGAAAAAGUGCUUAGUAUACUUACAGAAAAGGGAUAUGUAAGCAAGGAUGAAAAUUUUGGAAACCCCGAAACAGUUGCAGACUUGCUAGAGGUUGAAGAGGAGGAUGAGGAAGUAGUUGUAGAUGGUGAAGUAGAUGAAGGCGAUGUUCACAUAAAGCCAAUUGGACGCAAAUCUGCUCCUUUGCUGUUUUCUGAUGUGGAUGUGAAGCUGGUAUUUAAAGAAGUUACAUCCAAAUUCUUGCGUAGACGUAUUGUGGAGGGAGGAAAAAGAAGCGAUGGGAGAACCCCAGAUGGGAUACGUCCAAUUGAUUCCAGAUGUGGAUUACUCCCUAGAGCGCAUGGAAGUGCUCUAUUCACCCGUGGGGAAACACAGCCAAAAACAGCAGUCCUCAUUUUCUUUGAUGACCGAAGUUGCGGCACCAUUGCUGGUUGCAGCCUGGCAGAAGAUGUCUCAAUUCUUUCAUUAGCGGUUGUUACGCUUGGUGAUAAACAAAUGGCCCAAAGAGUAGACAACCUUGUGGACGAAGAGGAAUUCAAGAGGUUUUAUCUACAGUACUCAUUUCCUCCAUCAUGUGUUGGGGAAGUGGGCCGGAUAGGAGCACCUAGUAGAAGAGAAAUAGGUCAUGGAAUGCUUGCUGAGAGAGCUCUUGAGCCUAUAUUGCCUUCUGAAGAUGAUUUUCCUUACACCGUACGGGUUGAGAGUACAAUCACAGAAAGCAAUGGAUCCUCAAGGUCAGAAGCCAUAAAAAGUGCUAUUGUUGUAGUUGUACAAUUAGAAUAUAGGCCAGACCUCUGA
Dovyalis caffra is the source of this 1863-nucleotide messenger RNA. Lineage: Eukaryota; Viridiplantae; Streptophyta; Magnoliopsida; Malpighiales; Salicaceae. The record is from the annotation of a GenBank genome assembly.